Molecule: messenger RNA, 868 nt
Organism: Drosophila nasuta
Lineage: Eukaryota; Metazoa; Arthropoda; Insecta; Diptera; Drosophilidae
Exons: 2
Coding region: 170-679 (169 amino acids)
Source: RefSeq, a predicted model, not a curated record
CGCACAAAUUUUAAUCAGCUCCAAAAGCUUCGGCCGUCGACAAUAAACAACAGCAAACGCUAAACCGAAACGAAUCGAAUUCAAUCGCUGCAAAAAUUGUAUGCAAAAGACGUCGCGAGUGCAAAAAAAAAAGUGACACAAAAAGAAUUUCUAAUUAAACUAAUUCAAAAUGAUUUCCAUUAAAUCCGAAUCUGUGGCUCAACUUUCGUUGCUGCUCCUUGGACUAACAUCUUUGGCAUUGGGCGAUGUUUCGCAUUUACCGCCAGCUAAUUUGGAAUACUCGAUAACGCCCAGCUCGCAGGUUGCCUACUAUCAUUAUCCGGCGCCGCGAGGACAACAACUGCGUCAGGUGGCACGUCAAUUCGCUGCCCCCGCUCUGGAGCAUGCCGCAUUCACCCAGGCGCUGACAAGUCGUGGCUAUGUCUUUGGGGCUGGCAACACGGCAGCUGCCUCUGCCCCACUCACUGCGGCUGUGGCACCGAGUGCAACGGGACGCUCGAUUGCUGCCCCAGCGACGCAUGCCGAUGGCAAUUCCUUGAACCUUAAGCUGCCCGUGCCCUUUGGCGUGAUGCCACUGAAUGUGGCACACUUGCCGCUCCAAGCUGGUGCCCCAUAUGCCUCGGUGCCACAUACCACGGGCUUGACUUCGUAUGGCACGGCGCAAGUGCAACGGCGAUAGACGAAAGCUUUGCAGCUUGCAAGUCUCUAUUUCAUAAGCCUGACUGAGAGUGUGUGUGUGUGUAAGUGUAUGUGUAUGAGUGUGCGAGUGUGAGACUAGUGAAUACUCAAAAUAUCGAUAUCUAUAUGUACGAAAUAAUACUCGUAAAUAAAGUAAAAGCGACGUUGCUAUAGAAAUACAGAGCUUCGA